Ceratotherium simum simum (southern white rhinoceros) is the source of this 1516-nucleotide messenger RNA. RefSeq names its product zygote arrest 1 like (gene ZAR1L). Gene Ontology annotation, cellular component: cytoplasm. The record is from RefSeq and is a predicted model, not a curated record. Lineage: Eukaryota; Metazoa; Chordata; Mammalia; Perissodactyla; Rhinocerotidae. Gene Ontology annotation, biological process: translation.
UAUGCUAUAAUAUACUUUCUUCCUUAUACUCUUCUAGUGUGACUGUUCAAAUAAUUUACUACUUGUAUUGGAUUUACUAUAUGCUUCAAAACAGGAUCUCUAAAAUGGUAAGUUACUGUGGGAAUAAAGGAAUGAAUUGCUAGUUAAAGCAAGUGUGUGAAUAAGAAGUCAGAAAUGAAAAACAGCUUUGAAAGAAAGAUUCAGGAACAGUGAAUUGAAGAGAUAGGGAAGAGCAAUUAGGAAUCAGGUGGCAAUUAGACCUCCAUAAGUAGGUAGAUCUCCUUCCCUCCUUCAAUUAGGGUAACAGGCAGCAGCUCCCAUCAGAAUCGGAAAUAAAUGGAGAAGCUAGGGAUGAACCUGAACCAACUUGACUAGGAGAAAGAAGGGGUGGAUGAAGGUGGAAGGCAAAACAAGGACACAAAGGAACUGCACCAGGAUGUUACGCUGUGCCUGGGCGCCUGGUGAGCGGAUGGAGCGCUUUGUCCAUGUGCCCUAUGGCUUGUGCCAGGGCUAUGGGAGCACACUGCCUUUGGGCCAGCCUGGACUCUCUGAGCACAAACAGCCCGACUGGAGGCAAAACACUGGACCCCCCACUUUCCUGGCCAGGCCAGGGCUGCUGGUGCCUGCGAAUACCUCAGACUACUACAUGGAUCCUUACAAGAGGGCGCAGCUUAAGGCCAUUCUCUCCCAGAUGAACCCCAGCCUGAGCCUGCGGCUGUGCAAAGCCAACACCAGGGAGGUAGGCGUGCAGGUGAGCCUGCGGGUGGACAAGUCCGUGCAGUGCUCGCUGGGGCCUCGCACCUUGCGUAGCUGCUCCCCUUGGGGCAGCACGGGCCACAAGGCACCCUUGCCAGCCUGGGGAGUCUAUACGCCAAUGAUUGGCUGCAGGGGCUUGAUCCGAAUGCAAAAGGAUGGAGAAAAUGAAGAGAGGAAGGUGCUUUCCAGUCCUGCAGAGGCCACCCACCAGCAGCAGCCACCACUAGUGCCAAGGUCGGAAGAAGAUAAGCAGGAGGAACUCCCACAGCAUGAUGAGUUGGGGCCAGAAGACACUUCGAGUCCUCAGGAAAGGCAGAGCAAGCAGGCACAGGGAGACGCUACUGAUCCACUCAGGAAACCCAACUUCCAGUUUUUGGAACCAAAGUAUGGCUAUUUUCACUGUAAAGAUUGUAAGACCAGAUGGGAGAGUGCUUAUGUGUGGUGCAUUUCUGGAACUAAUAAGGUUUAUUUCAAACAACUCUGUUGCAAAUGCCAAAAGAGUUUUAACCCUUAUCGGGUAGAAGCAAUCCAGUGUCAGACCUGUUCAAAGUCUCGUUGUUCCUGUCCUCAAAAGAAAAGACACAUUGAUCUAAGGAGGCCUCAUCGACAGGAACUGUGUGGCCGCUGCAAAGACAAGAGAUUCUCCUGUGGCAAUAUUUACAGCUUUAAACACAUUGUGUGACAGGCAGUAUGACUUGUACAGGACACCUGAACUCUUCUUGUAACUUACUGUACUGUUCCUUUUUUGCAACUUAGCUCU